GAGAACUGCAUGAACUGUGAACUGACCAGCAACUACUACACAACCGAUCCAAACUCAACAGAUCAGCAAUGGCUGCUGUACAAUUCCAGAUAUACAGUAUCUGAGUGUCUAUGGGGUGAGCCAGGGAAUGUCGACGUUGGCGAUAGUCCUUGCAUCACAUCACUCGCCUGCGGAGACCUUCAGACUGCCAUUCAGUAUGGCAACUUCAGCACCAGCUCCAGCAUCGGUGCAUACGACUACUGCACCCAGUGGGGUGACAGCACCUUCUCGGAUGGGUGCGUGGAAUGCCUGCGGACGAGCCAGCAACAAUAUCUUGCCAACAUGGUGGUGAUGCUCCAGGUGGGCUGCGACCAGAAGCCCGCGCCGGGCUCGACCAUCUCCGUCCAGGGAAGUAUCUUCUCGACGACGCGUAUGAACGAGACCACGCCGACCCCGACCAGCACCUGGACGAACAUUAACGAAUCGGGGCCCAUCUCACUCGGCGCCAAGGUCGGCAUCGCCAUAGGUGGCGUUUGCGUCGUGCUCGCCAUCACCGGCUUCUGCAUCGUUUGCAACGGCCGCCGCCGCCGCCGCGCGUUCCUGCGCAAGCUCGAGAUGCAGCACAAGGAGUCAGGUUGGCCACACCCCUUCGCCGGCGGGAUUGUACACCGGGGCCCUGACAUGAACGAGACGCCGCUGUCGCAGAAACCGCUCCGCGGGUGGGACGACUCGCCCCUGUCGGCCACGGCCUCUGAGCCCGCCUACGCGCGCUACUUCUCGCCCUACUCGUCGCACCACACCAGCCCCGUCAACGGUGCCGAGUCGUCGGCCGUCAUGGCCCAACAGUGGCCGCAGGCUUUUC
This is a messenger RNA of Cryphonectria parasitica EP155, 841 nucleotides long. RefSeq lists its product as uncharacterized. The transcript has 2 exons. NCBI's taxonomy places the organism in Eukaryota, Fungi, Ascomycota, Sordariomycetes, Diaporthales, Cryphonectriaceae. The annotation marks the transcript as partial. The record is from RefSeq and is a predicted model, not a curated record.